AUGCGGAAACCCUCAGGGGACAAAACAAAAAUCACUGGAGCCAUUUGGGGACCUCUAAAUAAAACAAUCAUUUGUGGUCAUGAGUCAGGAGCGCUGACAGUCAUUGACGCUCAUGAUGGCGAAGUGCUGAAACAUAUUGCCGCUCACAAAGGACCAGUCACCGAUCUUCAGAUGCAUCUGCACAUUCCUAUGUUCAUAUCAGCUUCGAAGGAUCAUACUGCUAAGAUGAUGAUGAUGAUGAAUCGGAUAUAUGAUAAUGGUGAUGAUGAUUAUGAUUCGGAUAUUGAUGAUGAUGAUGAUGAUGAUGAUGAUGAUGAUGAUGAUGAGGAUGAUGAUGAUUCGGAUGAUGAUGAUUCGGAUGAUGAUGAUGAUUCGUUAUGA
Messenger RNA from Echinostoma caproni, 381 nucleotides. The record is from the annotation of a GenBank genome assembly. NCBI's taxonomy places the organism in Eukaryota, Metazoa, Platyhelminthes, Trematoda, Plagiorchiida, Echinostomatidae.